AUGUCAAGAGUCGUUUUCGUCGGAAACAUCCCAUAUGACCAAGCUGAGGAGCAAAUGAUCGCCCUGUUCGAGGAAGUCGGCAAGGUCAUUUCCUUCCGACUCGUCUUUGAUCGGGAGACAGGCAAGCCGAGAGGAUACGGCUUCUGUGAAUUCAUGGACCACGAAACAGCCUCCUCCGCAGUCAGAAACAUGAACAACUAUGACAUCGGCGGCCGCACUCUCCGCGUGGAUUUCGCCGAAUCAGAAUCCGCAACAAAACCUUCAAACUCUUCCUCCUCUAACCCCAACCCUGCACCUUCCACCUCAACAGCUCCACCCAUCCUCCCUCCCCUUCCACCAGGCACUCUUCCCCCACCUUCCCUCACAAUCCCCGACGCAAUAUCCCGAACCCUACAAACCGCCCCACCCAUGCAACUCCUCGAUAUCCUUGCAUCCCUAAAACACGUUAUCCAUACCGCGCCGGAGCAGGCUAGGGCGUUGUUGAGUACACAGCCGCAGUUGGCGUAUGCGGUUGUUCAAGCAAUGUUGAUGAUGAAUUUGAUGGAUGCGAAUGUGUUACAGCGUGUCGUAGCAUCCACCGGCGCACCUCCACCACCACCCCAGGCGAUUGUUCCUCCACCAGUACCAGUCGCCGUGGCACCCCCACCACCGGUUGUACAGGCACCACCGGCCCAGACGCCGGAGCAGAUACAGAGGGCGGAGAUGAUUCGACAGGUUAUGGCGUUGACGGAUGCGCAGAUUGCUGCGUUGCCGCCGGGACAGCAGCAGCAAAUUCUGAUGUUGAAGCAGAGUAUUGCAUCCGGGUUUUUCUGA
Messenger RNA from Saitoella complicata NRRL Y-17804, 813 nucleotides. RefSeq lists its product as uncharacterized. Gene Ontology annotation, cellular component: mRNA cleavage and polyadenylation specificity factor complex. Gene Ontology annotation, molecular function: mRNA binding. Lineage: Eukaryota; Fungi; Ascomycota; Saitoellomycetes; Saitoellales; Saitoellaceae. The transcript has 3 exons. Gene Ontology annotation, biological process: mRNA 3'-end processing. The record is from RefSeq and is a predicted model, not a curated record. Bases 1 to 813 code for a protein of 270 amino acids.